AAAAUCCCAACUUGUGCCCAAAAAAAUAAUUAAAAAAUCAACCAUCAUCAUAGUUUAUCCUUCCAAAAAAAAAAAAAAAAAGGUGAACUCAACUAUUUGAUUUCCCAAAUUUCUAAUCUUUAAACAGUUUCAAGAAUCAAAUGCCCAAAUCCCCCAAAUUUGUACUUUUUACUUCAACAAUUUGAAGAACAAACAACUCUAAAUCUACUUGAAAAUGAGUAAAAAAGGUAUCUAUUGGAAGAUUUUGGUGUGUGUUGGUUGAGUGAAGGGAAGUAGACAAAAAGGGAGCUUUUUGAUUAUCUUGUAAAUGGGGUUCUUGAGUAGAAGGAGAAUGUGGGUCAUUUUGGAUAGAGGGUUAGCGGUCGGGCAUAUACACCAGAAGAUCCAUUUUAUGACCGAGCAAAUCUAGGAACUUGUGGUAGAGGUGGCCCUUCAAAAGGUCUGACAAUGCAUCGAAGCUACACCAACUAGUCUUGAGCAUUAAUGGAGACAGUCCCUAAUGAAUUGAAGACAUCAAGCAAGAUUGGAGAUAGACCAACGAGUGAUGUUGUCGUAAGACUUAGAACACAGGAUGGCCGUGAUGAUUGGCUUUACUGUCAUUCACAUAUUCUCAUUGAAGAGAGUAAAUAUUUUGCUGAUCGGUUAUCAGAUAGUUGGCCGACAUGUCAGUUUCUGGAUUCACGCAAUUGUGUUGAGGUUUACUGUGAAGAACCUGAUCUGGACUCCCAUGUCAAUGUCCUUCGACUCUUUUAUGUCAUUGCGGAUAGCUUAAUGAUGGAAAUUUGCCAUGGUGUCAAGAAUGCACUUGGCAUUUUGCGAAUUGCUGUCAAACUUGGAUGCCCAAGAAUUACUGCAGUAUGUGUGGAUUAUUUGGAAGCAGUCCCUUGGGAGGAAGCUGAAGAGGAAGAGAUAUUAAAUACUAUACCAAGCAUGGGAUCUAAGGUGGAACCGGUACUUGCUCGCCUCCAACCAGUCAAUCCUACUGCCGUAAUGAAGAUUUUUCUUGCAGCCCUUCAAUUUGCUACGUCAUCACCUCCUUCACCUUUGAAUGAUCUGAAAAACACUGCUCAAGAACAGCUUGAAUACAUGCUUACCGAGGACGAUGAUGCUCCUUUACUGACCGCUGAUGAAGAAAUAAAGCUAGAAGUCAUGCGAUGUGUCAAGAAGCUGCUUGAUAGAUUUAACAGCAUUGUAGAGUCUCUAUUAUGUGACCUCCAAGAAUCGAUUUCAGAUGCUGGGAGAAUGCAAUCGUUGCAUUCUUGUUUAACAGAUUUGUUAUGGGCAUGUCAGAUAUUAGGGAAGCUGGAGAUUAUCAGAGAUUUUGUUUGCAGCUGGACGGAGUUGUCAGUGAAGCUAGUAACCAUCGUUCAACAAAAAGAUGAAGAAAAUCAAAUUCUGAAGACAAAGCUGAAGGUUCUUGAGGUGACCGCAAAAGUGUUAGAGGCAAUAGGCUAUGGCAUAGUUGUGUUACCUACAGUAAAACGACUUCACAUGGUGAAGCUCUGGCUUCCUUUUGUCCGGACAAUGAAGCCUUUAGUCGAUUCCGUCACCGAGGAAACUGAGGAUGAGAUCACACUAAAAGUCGAUAGUGAGAUAUGGCAAUCUUUGGAGUCAGCAUUUGUUGCUAUUAUACUUACAUUGCCGUCAGUUGAUCAGACAGACAUUUUAACAGAGUGGUUGGAAAAUCAACAGAUUCGAUAUCCAGACCUCACCGAGGCAUUUGAAGUAUGGUGUUACAGGUCCAAGGUAGCUAAGCGAAGGCUGGCAACACUUGGGGAAGAGCACAAUACAGCUAAAGCAGUAUGACUUCUCUCUUCUUUUGCCAAUUCUAGGAUUUAGCUAUCCUCCUUUUCGCGUCACUGAUUAUAUGCUGAAAACUUUCUUUUAUUCUUUCGAGUUAUAACCUAGCUGAAUUGGUAAGACAUCUUAAAAUGGCCUAGCUUCUGUAAAGUGACCUCUAUUUUUGUACCCUCUCCAUGUUUUCAUGCUUAUUCCUUAUGAAGUAUAUCAAUCAUUUUCAGCAAUAUACUCGGAACUCGAAAAAACUGGAAUCUUUGCCUUGAAACUGUAUGCCAAGUGAUGAUUGAUGAUAACUUAUGUUCUUACAUUUGAAA
Molecule: messenger RNA, 2114 nt
Organism: Solanum lycopersicum (tomato)
Lineage: Eukaryota; Viridiplantae; Streptophyta; Magnoliopsida; Solanales; Solanaceae
Product: BTB/POZ domain-containing protein At3g05675
Source: RefSeq, a predicted model, not a curated record